Caenorhabditis auriculariae is the source of this 611-nucleotide messenger RNA. NCBI's taxonomy places the organism in Eukaryota, Metazoa, Nematoda, Chromadorea, Rhabditida, Rhabditidae. The record is from the annotation of a GenBank genome assembly.
AUGGAAAAGCUGAGCGUCGCGGAUCAGGAUCUGGUGCAUCGAGCUCGUGAAGUCAUGAAGAACGCUUAUUGUCCAUACAGCAAGUUCCAAGUGGGAGCAGCUCUGAGGACCCAGUCUGGGGAGGUGAUCGUCGGCGCGAACCACGAGAACGCCUCCUACGGCGGCACGAUCUGUGCGGAGCGCUCAGCCGUCGUCUCUGCGUUGACGCAAGGCCACCGUAAGUUCGAUGCGAUCGCCAUCGUCACAGCUCUCGACGAUCCUGCGGCCCCUUGCGGCCUCUGUCGCCAGUUCCUCGUCGAGUUUGGCAACUACAAAGUAAGCAAAUACGUGAAAAUCUUUGAUUUAUGGCGUUUUGGUUCGAUGAAGCUUAGUUUCAAAUAUUUAUCGACAACGAAAACUUAUAAUAAUAAAAAAAGAAAUUUGCGAGUCUCCGCAAACUUUUUCCUUCUGAGGAUCUCUCACUUUUUAUAUGAAUUAUUUUUAAGGUGAUUCUUGGCUCUUCAACGAGCAAUAAGAUUUUCGAGUCACAAGUCAAGGAUCUCCUACCGUAUGCCUUCACUCCCGCCUCACUUGAUGACUACAACCAGCAGUCUACAGCAGCUCAAAAAUAA